UUUUCUUCUCUUAAAUUCCAGGUUCGUGCCGGCUUCUAACGUACGCAGAUCUCAUUCAUAGACAAGAAUGGCUAGCUGAAGCAUCUCAGUAUCAUAAUUAAAAAGUGGCGAAAUUUUCAGUUCUCAAUUAACUCUCUCCUGGAUUAAAAGAUUUCUCUGAGAAAUUGAGUACCACUCACAGAAAAGGAAUUCAAUACUGAUACCGUGUAUUGUGGAGGAAUUUCGAAGGAAAACUCACAUUUGACUGGAUGAACUGCUCAAGGUACCUCUCAACGUUGCUAUUGGUAUUAUUCUUUGCUAUAGCCCUCUGCACAGAUGAAAAUCCAGAAUUGAGCUUACUGGGACACUCUAACAUCCUGCUAAGCUCUGCUAUAGCUAAACAUCAACUGAAUGAGCAAGAAGCAAAUUUGAAACCCCAACUUCAUGGACACUUUAAUAUUACGAACAAUUCUGUAACUAUCUUUAAUGGAAUGAUUGAAAAAGGUUCAAAUAAUUCGAGUAUUCAAAAUCCCGGCAAAGAUAACGAGAAUCUAUUUUUAUACUUGAAUAUCUUGAUUUGUAUGAUUUUUAUUAUUUGUUUUUGUUGCUUUCCGUGGUUCGAAGAGGAGGAAAAUAUUAUCAUUCAUGUUACUCAAAACGCAUAAAAAGACUAAUAAUACUGUAAUACUUUUGUAAUAAUACUGUACUUUUUAUGCAUACUUAUACAAUGCAUAAAAUGACUUAUGUGCUUAAUGUAAAUAAUUGAUCGUAAUAUUAAAAUGAACGAAUAAAUCUAUAUAGCAGACUAUUGUACUGAAAAAUGUGCUAUAUUUUAGC
Stegodyphus dumicola is the source of this 816-nucleotide messenger RNA. RefSeq lists its product as uncharacterized. NCBI's taxonomy places the organism in Eukaryota, Metazoa, Arthropoda, Arachnida, Araneae, Eresidae. The record is from RefSeq and is a predicted model, not a curated record.